Alternaria arborescens is the source of this 882-nucleotide messenger RNA. RefSeq lists its product as hypothetical. Bases 1 to 882 code for a protein of 293 amino acids. The transcript has a single exon. Lineage: Eukaryota; Fungi; Ascomycota; Dothideomycetes; Pleosporales; Pleosporaceae. The record is from RefSeq and is a predicted model, not a curated record.
AUGGCACGCAUUAGGAAUGAGUUUACUUGGGAAGCGGCAAAGCUGGCACUAGAAGAAAAACUCUCGACAGCGGCCACAGAACUCAGAACUCGGAAACAGACUUGGGCAGGAACUGAGAACAUGCUAAGUGCCAGCCAACUCGCUGAAGAGAAGUCGACUUGGAAUAUGGAGAGGCUAGCAUUGGAACAGGACAACAAGCAAUUGCGAGAGAAGCAUUCUACACUCGAACAAAGUUCGAAGAGGGACAUCGAAUUUGCCAAGAACUCUGCCUCUGGCAGUGAACAAGGCCGUCGCAGAGCAAUCGCCAAUAUGAAUAAGAUGUUCGAGUUGCAACCUGACGAUUACAAGGACGAAGCUUUCGAACAGGACAUAGCAAGUCCACCCGAUAGAAAAAUUGCGGACGCGAUUGUGGAAAGAACCACGAAUCGGAUGAAUACGCUUUGCGAUGCCACUGACAAGUUUAUGGAGCAACGCAAUGAGCUGGCAGCGAGGAACAACACUUUGGCUAUAGACCGCAAAAACGCGAAGCACACCAUACACACGCUUACUGUGGAGGUUCAAGCACUCACAAAUACCAUUCAAGCACGCAAAAAUACUAUUCAAGCACUCGAGGAUACUAUUCAGAAGCUAAUCGUUGAUGCUCAGUCCAAACUCAACGAGCGCGAAACAGAGAUUGCGAAAUUGAAGUCCAUGCUCGACAGGCUCAAGACAGCAGCAGCAGAGGUACAACGCAACUAUCGACAAGAUACAGAAAAUUGGAAGAGAGUCGCGACGAACAGCGCUGCAAGACAAAAGAGUUACGAGAAUACUGUUUCCACACAAACAGAGUCUAUCGCGUUGGUGCGUAAGUUUCUCUCUGAUAACGCUGAUAAGUUCCAAUAG